GGUUUCAAAUUCCCCGACCGAAUCACUCUUCAGCCCACGUUCCAGCGUGUGCCAUGGAAGCUGCACGAUGCUUGAGACUAAUUUUGCCUUUUUGUGAUGCUACAGAGCUGGUGCGUGCAGAGGUAAGCUCCAAGACACAGCAUCAGUGGAUCGAACAGGAAGAAGUCUGGGAAGCACUUUGCAAGGCCUGCACAACUGACCCUGACGAUUGGCAAACUCAACGGGGAGACAAAGUAAGUUGGCCUACCAAAGAUGGCGACACAGCCAAAGAUUGGUUCUUGAGACUCUAUGAGCUGCACACUUUGAUUACCAAGCAUGAUGCGAUUGCGUGCGAUAAGUGUGGCGAGUGGGGUGCUACUGACCUCGAUAGUCUUGAAUGUCAAGGAUGCCAGGGGAAAUGGUGUGAUGACUGUGCUGAACGCGGGCCUUCCAAGAGGGAGGUGCCUUGUGAGCAAUGCCCAGAUUUCUCCAAAAUUUGUUGCCGGGAGUGCUUCCUUGAGGAAAAGACACUUCGCUGCGAAUGCUCAGAUACAGACAGCUGGCACAGCUGUUGUGGCCGCCAUGGCUUUAGGUGCGAGCGCUGUGACGCGCUCUUGUGCGAUCGCUGCAAAAAAGCUCAUCGCUCAGAGUGCCCAGAAGGGGCGGACGAGGAAGACGAGGAAGACGAGGAGUGCCCAGAAGGGGCGGACGAGGAAGACGAGGACGAGGAGGACGAGGAGGGAUGAUUUACCAUGAGUGUGGACGGCAUUUGACGCCCUUUCAGAACUUGUUCUAAAGCUGCAGCGUGCCAAACAUUGCAGUUGUCUCACCCUUGCCUGAUCUGACGGAGCUUCCCAUGAUCACGAGGUCUUUUAUGUUGACCUUCUCCUCUCAUGAUCCCAAAUGUAAAUGGAAGUGGUUAGUUUUUGGAUUUGCAAACUCCAC
Durusdinium trenchii is the source of this 924-nucleotide messenger RNA. The record is from the annotation of a GenBank genome assembly. Lineage: Eukaryota; Dinophyceae; Suessiales; Symbiodiniaceae.